Elgaria multicarinata webbii is the source of this 759-nucleotide messenger RNA. RefSeq names its product cornifelin homolog A-like. The coding region runs from base 305 to 649 and encodes 114 amino acids. Gene Ontology annotation, biological process: positive regulation of transcription by RNA polymerase II. The record is from RefSeq and is a predicted model, not a curated record. The transcript is spliced from 3 exons. NCBI's taxonomy places the organism in Eukaryota, Metazoa, Chordata, Lepidosauria, Squamata, Anguidae.
AACUCUUGUAAUGUUCAGUUUGAUCAACCAUAAACUAGCUCCUGAAAGCCUUUUCACCACUAAGAAACCACUUUUCCAAGCCUAUUUCACCAGGCCUUACAGUACUCUGUCCCCGUCCUUGCUGUUUUCACAUUGCUCAAAUACAUGUGGCCCAACCAGGAAACCACAAAGAACCAAAGAGCGUUUAUAAAAGAGCGUUUAACGACUGUUGCAACCACUAUCCUACUGCUUGCAAGUCAGUGCCAACUAUUUGGAUUUGCCUUCUGAAGGCUGUUCUGAGCUGGCUGUGGUUUCAGCCCUCGCCAUGUCCCAACCAGUGACUUGCCAGCCAGUUAGCAAAAUCUCACCUGUCACCCUGUCCUCAGAAGGCAGCUGGAGCACGGGGAGGUACGACUGUUUUUCAGACUGCCCCAUGUGCUGUGUUGGACUUUGCUGCCCACUAAUCCUGAGCUGCUACGUGUCACGCAAACAUGGAGAGCACUUUUUCCUUGGAAUGGUGCCUGGUGGCAUGACAGCAUUACGGACUCACAUGCGGCUCUCCUAUGGCAUUCCGGGCACGGUCUGUAGCGACGCACUGUCGAUGUGUCUCUGUGGCUGGUGCGAGUUGUGCCGCAUGGCUCGUGAAGUGCACACACGCUCUCCGGGUUAAAAGGCAACUGAAGGUACGAAAGGGGGGAGUGACUGAAAGGGGGCACUGUCAUUUGAAGAGGCCUGGCGCUUCCUGUGCAAGGACGGACGUUUCCAAGCGGGACUGGAGGA